AUGCCCAAAGAGUCGGAACAGCCCACUACAAUAGCUGCUGUGCAAAACUGUCCACCUCAAGAAGAACAACUCUUUGAUUUGGCAAGAAUAUCAAAGCUGCCAAUUGCGUUGCGCAUGGUAGCACGCGUAGGAAAAUACCUACACCGGGUGGUAGCAAAAGUGAACGAGAAGAGACAUUCUCCGAUAGAAAUCCACCAUGUAACCAAAUUCGGUACGAAUUUCGAUAUAACUGCUGACGAUAUCAAAGCAGCAGAAAUCGUUCUCCACGCAGACAUUCACAAGAAUGUGGAUGUAGAUGAGCUUAGUAGAAAGUUCAGAAACAUGAACAUUGUUCGCGAUAAAUACGGUGUAAUCAGACACAUUUCUCGAUUGCAACAUGCCCCAAUACCAAUCGAUACAAAAUCUCCCAUCUUUCUGCCAAGCAGAAGCGAGAUGACCCGACUGAUUCUGAUCGAUAUGCACUGCCAUAAUUUCCAUUGCGGUAAAGACCAGACGUUAUCGCUGGCACGGCAAAAAUACUGGAUACCGCGUGCAUCUGGAUCAUUCAAGUAUUACUUGAAAAAUUGCGCGGUCUGUAAGCGUUGGAAUGGACUGCCAUUUGGUUCUCCACAAAUGCCCUCAUUACCAACAGAUAGGGUGAUGGUCACAAAACCAUUUAGUAAUGUUGGUUGCGACUACAUCGGUCCGUUUUGUUCCAAGAAUGGGGACAACAUGUAUAUUGCCCUUUACACUUGCCUAGUUACUAGAGCAGUCCACUUGGAAGUAGUUGAAAACUUAUCAGCUGGAGCAUUCCUGAACUCAUUCAUACGAUUUGUAUCAAGAAGAGGUGUUCCGAAACUAGUGCGCUCCGACUGCGGAACAAAUUUCCGCCUUGGUUCCAAAAUCAUCGAAGAACUCUCUAAACCUUGCGAAUACGAGGCGCAAUCCGUCAUGAGUUACAGUGCCACAAACGGUAUCAAAUGGUUAUUCAAUCCACCAGCCAGCCCUUGGAUGGGCGGAGUUUGGGAGCGACUCGUUGGUUCCGUUAAACGAUGCUUGAGAAAAGAUGCACUGACUCACGACACAACCGAAGAAAUCGCAUCUCGGCGUGUUCUGCCUCGUUCGGCAAAGACAAGAGCUUAUGAUGUCAUCAGAAACUUCGAAGAAAGCCUCGAGGAAACUCAGUCACAAUCAAGCACUAACGCCAUGCAAGGGUCACAAGUGUUGCCACCCGCACGGAACUCCAAAGUAGCCAAUGGAUCGAUAAAAACUGCGAUGCUACUUACUGUGAUGAUCGCUGCUCUGAUAUCUCCAUCCAGUGCCCAUCAUGCAACAUGUCGAGAAGGUGUAGUCAAAAUACGGGAACGGAACACCUUAUGA
Molecule: messenger RNA, 1359 nt
Organism: Cylicocyclus nassatus
Lineage: Eukaryota; Metazoa; Nematoda; Chromadorea; Rhabditida; Strongylidae
Source: the annotation of a GenBank genome assembly